AUGCCAUCAUUGGCGUUCCGCAAGGCCUGCGCUUACUUGCAGGGGCUUGUUCGCCUGCAAAAGACCCGGGCCUUGGCUUACAUCAUCGCGCGUCGGCUGCUGACUAGCGUCGUCCUGGACCCUGACGCACCGGCACCGCACCCACUCCACUCCCUUUCCUUCUCUCUCUUUCUCUCUCUUCUCUCCACUCCACUCUUCACCCUUGAAGCUGACUACGACAACGACGAGUGGGAUGCCCUUGUCUGA
This is a messenger RNA of Plenodomus lingam JN3, 246 nucleotides long. Lineage: Eukaryota; Fungi; Ascomycota; Dothideomycetes; Pleosporales; Leptosphaeriaceae. The record is from RefSeq and is a predicted model, not a curated record.